AUGCCUCGACAAGAAUCUAUUCCUGUCGCAGCCAAUGUGCUCGGGACUAUAGGCACCAUCUUAUGGUGUAUCCAGCUCGUCCCUCAGAUAUGGAGAAACUAUCGGUCGAAAUCCACCGAAGGCCUUCCCGCAUUAAUGAUGUUCAUUUGGGCAACCUCAGGAGUACCCUUCGGAACUUACGCAAUUGUACAAAACCUCAACAUCCCUAUACAGGUACAAGCCCAGGUUUUUGCCUCUCUAUCCCUCAUUUCAUGGGCACAAUGCCUCUGCUAUGCCCAUGGAUGGAGAGCCUGGACUGCUUCUCUACUGGCCUUGGGGACGGGCAUCGUAUAUGGUGGCGCUGAGGCUGGUUUGAUACUUACCCUCAAACCAUUAUACGAGAAGGGGAUUGAGUGGCCCAUGUUGAUUGUUGGGGUUAUUGCUUCUAUCCUUCUUGCGGCGGGCUUGGUACCGCCGUAUUUCGAGAUCUGGAAAAGGCAUGGGAGGGUUGUUGGAAUCGAUUUCAUAUUUCUUUCUAUUGAUUGGGCAGGAGCGUUUUUUUCGCUUAUGAGUUUGGUGGCACAGACUACGUUUGACUAUAUGGGGGGAGUUCUUUAUCUGGUGUGCUUGCUACUCGAGACUGGGAUAUUUUUCUCGCACUGGAUCUGGCUAUUCCGCACUAGGAAGCAAAGAGCGGCGGAGAGGGUGGCAGAAAAGGAAGGAGAGGAUGCGGGAGUGAGCGAUUCGGUCGAAGAGAAGGAGAUGCAAUCAAGUAGGAAUAGUGUCAAAGAGGACAUAGGAAGUAAGGUUUAA
Molecule: messenger RNA, 792 nt
Organism: Morchella importuna
Lineage: Eukaryota; Fungi; Ascomycota; Pezizomycetes; Pezizales; Morchellaceae
Exons: 3
Coding region: 1-792 (263 amino acids)
Source: RefSeq, a predicted model, not a curated record